This is a messenger RNA of Limulus polyphemus (Atlantic horseshoe crab), 3515 nucleotides long. Its product is annotated as cilia- and flagella-associated protein 206-like. Gene Ontology annotation, cellular component: axoneme; ciliary basal body. Gene Ontology annotation, biological process: regulation of cilium beat frequency. The record is from RefSeq and is a predicted model, not a curated record. Lineage: Eukaryota; Metazoa; Arthropoda; Merostomata; Xiphosura; Limulidae. The transcript has 14 exons. The coding region runs from base 16 to 1872 and encodes 618 amino acids.
GUGAAAUUUAAAAUAAUGACAAAUGAGGCAGCUGCAAGUGUAAUAAAAAACAUCAUAAACGAAAUUGUGCAAGAGUGUAGUCUUGGUGGAAAGGAUGUAUCUGAUAGCUUAGCAGCAUUCAUACUCAAGGUAGUGACACUGAGCCAGGGUAGCAAGUAUGUUGAUAGAGCUCUCAGCAGAGAAGAUGUAAUGAAUCUAGUUCAGGAUUGUGUCAAAUGGAUUUUGAAUCCACAACAACUUAGUAUGGAUACAAUCAAGAUGCAGAUAUAUAUGGAUGUGAACUACAUUACAAGAAAUGAUUUUAUCCAAAAGCACCAAAGUACAGUGUGCUCAAGGCUACAGUCUAUACAACAAGAGAUCACAGAUGCUCGAGCUAGAACCAAGCAACAGUUGGAAUUACUUUACAGUACAAUAGUGUCUUAUUUAUUAAUGAAGACAGGUUUGGGAAAUCCAAGUGAAACUGGUGCUGUGAGAGAAACGACUGCAGCCCUCCAGAAUGUGUUCCCUCAGACUGAGCUUGGAGCCUUUAUGGCCCUUGACAAGGAGAGCAAAAUACAAAAACUGUCAGAGUUAGCAAUGAUUGUCACUGGAAUCAGACUAUAUCACCGAGAUAGAGGUAGUGAAGGCAUUGGAAUAGAUAAUGUUGAUACUACUCUUCAAGAUAAUGCAAAAAAGUUGGUUGACAAACUUGAAACUCAGCUUAAGAAGACAAAGGACCUAAUUUCUAAACUAAUAAGUGUUUUACAGAACAGUGGAAUUAUGCCAGCAAAAACUUAUAAUCAUUAUGAUGAGACAUUAACCACCCAGAACACUGAACUAAUGGGAGUUUUAGCAAAUUUGAGACAGUAUGAAUUAUUUUUAUUGAAUCUUCUGUCAGAUGCAUCACGUUGUAGACAGAAAGGGCAAGAUCUACAGUUUCAGUUCAAGACAAUCAUUACUCAAUUGCAGAAAGUUACUCAAACUAGAAGAGCUGUGUCAACUGUUCGAAUGUUUCCAUUGUUUAUUUCCCUUGCUAAAAAUUGGAGUUUGAUUCAAGAGGAAUUGACGUUGCUGAGUAUGUAUUCUACAAUAGAGAAUGAACUUCAAUCUUUCACACAGCAUAGUAAGUCACUACUGUGUGAAGUUUUUGAAGGCUUAGAAGUUGAACUUUCUGCUGUAGAACCAGAGGAGAUAGAUAAGAAAGAAAUAAGGAUCCAUAAAGUUAGUCUUUGUCACUCAAGUGUAGACGUCAUUUAUCCAGAGACUGUUCUAAACUUUGAACUGCUUCCGCUUCAGUUCAGUGGAUUUUGUCCAUGGACAUUAGUCAAAAGUAAAGGUAUUCUUCUUCAUGGGAAACGACAACUAGGGAUUGUCCUGUAUCAAGGAUAUUGCUACAAUUUUUAUACUUCUGAAGCAGGUCAAGAAUUUAUUGAGGAACCUGAAAAGUAUCUUUCAGAAAUAAGGGAGCUUGCUCUUCAAAGGCCAGAAUUGAUUCUACUUCUAGAGCUAAAAAGAGAAUUUGAUUUACCUCUUCAGAAAAACAGUAGUCAUCCUAAUAAACCAGUGAUAAAGAUAGAUUCAGCUGUUCAAACAGACACUCAUCCUCUCACAAGUAAUAUUGACCUUAACUACCAGUGGAAUCAAUGGGAACUUAGGAGGGAGGCACUGAAAAUGGCUGACAUGAAGAAAAAAUACACUCAUUCAACCCAAACUGACCUAAGUCAUUUUCGAAGAGAGAAUUUCUCACAGGUGUACCUUCCUAAAAAAAAUUGGAGUCAGACAAAACAAGAUAGAGGAAUAUCCAUACCCAAAAUUUAUAACCACCUGAGUAGAGUAAGAGGUGAUUCAUCAGGAACAUGUCUAAAAGUUGUUAAUAUAACAUUGGAUCUGUGAAACAUCCCAGAAAGUAUGAAUUAUCUGCAUGUUAGUGACUGUUUCAUAUCUAAUAAAUUCCAUUUGUUAAGCCAUUAAUUUAUGUGAUACAGUUAAUUGAUAGUGUUUGUCUGGUAGAGCAUUUGCCCAUUAAUGCAGUAAAAUUUAGUGUAUAAACUGUUGCACAAAUAUUUACAGUAAAUUAGCUGUAGAACUGUUAAAAUUUUAUUUAAAUUGAAAGAAUAUACUUUAAUAUAUAGGUUUUUGUUUUAAUUGACUACAUGUCAGAACAAGGAUCUUUAGUUUUGAACACAGUGGGCAAGCUUUAAACAAGUAAAAUUUUAAGACUUAAGUAAAAACCCCAAAGGAAAUAAAGCUUAUUAGUUUGUUCAUUUUUCAUCACAUUCAGUAGAUGUUCUCAGAUUUUUACCUAUAAUUAGUUCUGAUCAAUAGCAGAUAUUUUAAAUUAAUUUUUAGGAAAGAUAAUCUAAUGAUGAUAUAAGUUGAACUCUAUAAGAACAUGGACUUCAAGAAUUUUUCUUAUUUCACAGUAGAUUACUGAAUGGAAUAAACUUAUCUAUGAGGUGCCUCAACACUCUUUUGUGUGUCUACAUUCACAAACAUGGAACUAAAUAAUAUAUUUUAUUUAGUUUUAGCAUUUUAAGACAUUCAAUAUUUAUAAAAGAACAUAAUGAUAUAAUAACCAGUCAAAUUAUAGCCUACAUUUAGAAGUUUUACAUUUCAAAAAUGCAUAAACAAAACUAAUUAUUUGGCACUUCCAGAUUACUCUAUGUAUUUUAUUAUUACAUGUGACUUAGAAAGCUACUCACAUUGGCCAGUAAGAAACGAGUCACUGACACACAAAAAGCUAGUGUCUGGAUGAACCAUGCAGUACAAUGUAUUCAUGUAGAUUUUGAUAGUAGUUAGUAUUUUGUACAAUAUGUAAACAUCCAUUAACUUAAUACUUAAAAAAAUAUCAACUUAUUUACCUAUAGGAAAACAUGGCUUCAACCUGUAGUGUCAUUAUUUGUUAACAUAGUGCAAUAUUGACAAGUCAACACAAGCUAGAAAUGUAAAAUAGUGCAAUAUUAAUAAGUAAACAUAAGCUAGAAAUGUAAAAUAGUGCAAUAUUGACAAAAAAACACGUUAGAAAUGUAAAAUAGUGCAAUAUUGACAAAAAAACACAAGUUAGAAAUGUAAAAUAGUGCAAUAUUGACAAAACAACACAAGUUACAAAUGUAAAAUAGUGCAAUAUUGACAAGUCAACACAAGUUAGAAAUGUAAAAUAGUGCAAUAUUGACAAGUGAACACAAGUUACAAAUGUAAAAUAGUGCAAUAUUGACAAAACAACACAAGUUAGAAAUGUAAAAUAGUGCAAUAUUGACAAGUCAACACAAGUUAGAAAUGUAAAAUAGUGCAAUAUUGACAAGUGAACACAAGUUAGAAAUGUAAUUCAGUAUAAGGAAACAUUGAAUUAUCUUAGUUGUCAAUACUUGUUAAAAUGAUGCAAUAUUGACAAGUUAAUAUAAGUUAGAAAUGUGGUUUAAAAUUUUAUUAUUUAAGCUUUCUAUUGAUUUGACAGAUAAUUUUAUUAACAGAAAAAACGUUGCGUGUUCUUUAAUAAAGUGAAUUUCCUUAUUCAUCCACUUGACUAAUGGAAGCUA